UCUCCCCCUAUUCUCUCUCCACACUUCACCACUAUUUAUUGGCCCUUUCCAGCAUAUUCUCUCUCCCCUCUCUCCCUCCCCUCUCAAAGUUUGACAGCAAUCUUGCUGAAAUCUUCUACAGCGAACAUCAACUUGAGCGAAUUCGAGAGUUUUCUGCACCAAAAGCAGUUCCGGCGCUGCGAACAGUUUGAAUUUGGUGGUCCAAGUCGAGAUCUCGUGGAUCAAAGUGAUAGGUUUUGGUGUAUGAGAGCUGAUGUGGUCAACUGUCAAGGACUGAAAUUCAAAAGUUGAAAAGCGAGCUUUGAGGGAACUUAAGGUUGUUCUGGGAUCGUGGGGAGCAAACGGUUUCUCGGUGAAUGUGAUUUCAGUUUUGUGAACAGCUGAGUGGGUUAAUAUGGGAGUUGGUUUAGGUUUUCUGUUGACGAAGAUGAAUGAAAUAUCUGCUUCUGAUCACACCUCGGUGGUGUCGAUAAACCUGUUUGUGGCUCUUCUAUGUGCAUGUAUCGUGAUUGGGCAUCUGUUGGAGGAGACCCGGUGGAUGAAUGAGUCUAUUACGGCACUCUUAAUUGGUGUGUGCACUGGAAUUGUUAUCCUGCUAAUCAGUGGAGGCAAAAGUUCUCAUCUUUUAGUUUUCAGCGAAGAUCUUUUCUUCAUAUACCUUCUUCCACCCAUCAUUUUCAAUGCAGGGUUUCAAGUAAAGAAGAAACAAUUUUUUCGCAACUUCACAACUAUCAUGCUGUUUGGUGCUAUUGGUACUCUGAUAUCCUUUGCCAUCAUCUCCUGUGGUGCCAUGAACUUCUUCAAGAAAAUGAGUAUUGGUGAUCUUGAAAUUGGAGAUUACCUGGCAAUUGGAGCAAUUUUUUCGGCGACAGAUUCCGUUUGCACCUUGCAGGUGCUUAAUCAGGAUGAGACACCCCUACUCUACAGUCUAGUCUUUGGCGAAGGAGUUGUGAAUGAUGCCACAUCAGUAGUGCUUUUCAAUGCGAUUCAGAGCUUUGACCUAUCUCAUAUAGACUCUAGCACAUUUUUCCAACUUGUUGGCAAUUUCUUAUAUUUGUUUUUCGCAAGCACUCUGCUGGGAGUUAUGGUUGGAUUGCUAAGUGCAUACAUCAUCAAGAAGCUUUAUUUUGGGAGGCACUCAACUGAUCGUGAGUUUGCUCUUAUGAUGCUUAUGGCAUACCUUUCAUACAUGGUGGCAGAACUGUUUUACUUGAGUGCAAUUCUCACUGUCUUCUUCUGUGGGAUUGUGAUGUCGCACUAUACCUGGCAUAAUGUCACUGAGAGUUCAAGAAUCACUACCAAGCAUGCUUUUGCAACACUGUCAUUUGUUUGUGAGAUAUUUAUCUUUCUCUAUGUUGGUAUGGAUGCUUUGGACAUUGAGAAGUGGAAAUUUGUACAUGACAGCCCAGGAAAAUCAGUUGCAGUGAGCUCUAUACUAAUGGGGCUGAUUAUGGUGGGAAGAGCAGCCUUUGUUUUCCCAUUAUCAUUUCUAUCCAACCUGACCAGGAAGUCUCCAUUCGAGAAAAUUGGCUUAAAGCAGCAGGUUACUAUAUGGUGGGCUGGUCUUAUGAGAGGUGCUGUUUCUAUGGCCCUUGCCUAUAAUCAGUUUACAAGGGGAGGUCAUACCCAGUUGCCUGGGAAUGCUUUCAUGAUCACGAGUACCAUCACAGUUGUUCUCUUCAGCACAGUGGUGUUCGGGUUAUUAACUAAACCUUUGGUGAGAUUCUUGCUGCCUUCACCAAAGAACUUGACAAGAAUGCUGUCCUCUGAACCCACCACUCCCAAGUCCUUCGUCAUGCCACUUCUUUCCAAUGGGGAGUCAGAAGCUGAUCUGCCUGGCCAUCAUAUUGCCCGCCCAACCAGCUUGCGGAUGCUUCUGUCCACGCCUACUCGUACCGUGCACUACUAUUGGCGAAAAUUUGACAAUGCCUUCAUGAGGCCUGUUUUCGGCGGACGGGGUUUUGUAGCGUAUGUUCCUGGCUCUCCUACUGAACAAAGUGGGCUUAAUUUACAAUGAGAAGGGAGAAGAAACAGAAACCAGAAUCAAUUCAUCAGCAUUCUAUUGCUGGAGCAUGUGCUUUGGCUGCUCAUGUGGGGUUUUGUUGUUUAGUUAGACCUGAGUAUUGCACAGGGGGGGCUGUUUAGGUUGCUUAUGAUUUAUUUAUAUGGCUUGUGGUUUCAAUUUAAUUUUCUUGAGGAUCAAUCAUCGAUCCAAGAUUUUUGUAAAUGGCUCAGUCUCUACCCUGAGGCCAUCUCCCAGACUUGAUUUUUGUGCCCCGAGAUCCAAACUCUACGACGCACGGUGUGGCCCAAAAUUGUGUAUAGUCCAUUUAAAUUACAUACUGGAUGAAUUAGAGUGAAUUUACCCUGCCUUGGUGUA
Molecule: messenger RNA, 2380 nt
Organism: Diospyros lotus (date-plum)
Lineage: Eukaryota; Viridiplantae; Streptophyta; Magnoliopsida; Ericales; Ebenaceae
Product: sodium/hydrogen exchanger 2-like
Exons: 15
Coding region: 395-2017 (540 amino acids)
Biological process (GO): proton transmembrane transport; regulation of pH; sodium ion transport
Cellular component (GO): membrane
Molecular function (GO): sodium:proton antiporter activity
Source: RefSeq, a predicted model, not a curated record